Molecule: messenger RNA, 3349 nt
Organism: Nymphaea colorata (pocket water lily)
Lineage: Eukaryota; Viridiplantae; Streptophyta; Magnoliopsida; Nymphaeales; Nymphaeaceae
Exons: 9
Coding region: 1363-3000 (545 amino acids)
Source: RefSeq, a predicted model, not a curated record
UCUGAUGAGGGAGGUAUCGUCCGGCCAAAGGCUCUGAUCAAGUGGCCUCAACUUCUCACCAUUUGUAUUGUUAACCAUUCUGCUCUCACGAACUGUGGCCCUUCUCUCUAUCAUCGGCUCUUUCUCUCAGUUAAGGUUUGAAGAAGAUAGAAACGGAAGAGGUAGAGCAGUAACUCACAGGAUAAGAGUCCGAAAAGUAAGGAGAGGGGGAGAGAAAGAAGGGAACAAAUUUGGAGUUCUUUUCUUCAGUAGUUUAAAUGCUUCUUAAGUAAAUCUAUCAAAAACUUACAAAAUUCUACAUGUAUUUGUUUUAAAUGACAAGAUUUCUUGAAUCUUCCUAAAAUCUGUUUGCAUGAAAUUUUUUCGAGUUCUGCCGGUGGCUCAAUGGCUCGUACGUCUCAUAAUUGACAGCCAAUGUUGAGAUAGUUGUUCGAUUUGUUCUUUGCCAUGUUCCAUCAAAGCGAAAAAGAAUGUUCUCUUUGAAAUUUUUCUUGAUUGAGAAGGAACCACAACAUACUCCACAAGCAACUUGCUUAUUGUCUGCUUUUGGAAAACCUCCACUCCUGUAUCUCUGCCAUAUGCAGGAAGAGUGCUUUUAUUGCAAAAAUUUUAUCCUCAUAAAAAUUGAAUCACGAACUUCUAGGGCUCGUUUAAUGGGCGGGAAAAAUACUGUAGCCCAAGAAAAAAAUUUCAAAUUUGUAAAAGUUUUUCGUUUCAUCAGACGCACAGAUAUUUUUGAGACUCAGGCUGGAAACGGAAAUUUAUUUCCGGAAAGGCACGCUCGCGUCUUCCUCCCAACUUUUAGUUUUCGUGCAUCGUCCUGCUGCUGCUGCGUUUUCCUCCUUCCCCCAUUCCCUGUCCCCUCUCCGUCACAGAGACCGUCUCUCCUCCGCUUGACGGCCGUGGUCCUCCAGCCGCCCGCCGCUCCACCUGUGGCUCUCUCUCUCCCACACGCACCCACAGAUACCCAAGCCCUACCGACGUCGCCCGCUUGCAGCCCUAAGCUUCACCUGUUGUCAUCAAUUGCAGGCCUUCAGGCACCACCUUCAACAGGAAAUUUGGUUUUAUCCCUCUUGGCUGCUCCUUUACUCAGGUGUUCGAAGUGAAAGCAGAUUAGCAGAAAGCAAAUUUGGAAACAAUCUAAAUUUCAGUCUCGUUUCAUUCCAAAUUUUAGCUAUGGAAGGUUCAAGCAACUCAAUGAAUGAUACUCAUAUGGACUGAUGCUCAACUAGAAUAUCUUAUAAAUCUUCAAAGGAGGGCAAAAAUGAAAACACUAUGAAGAGUUACAUGAAGUGUAUGGCCAGUCAACUACCAUAGGUCGUGACAGUUAUAAUUGUACUUCGUACAUGAUGACUGAAGACUAUGAGCCCUAUAACCCAUAAGCCUGAUUUCGGGAUAAAUGUUGAUGAAAAUGUAUCUUUCACACAAAUGUUGAACAGUAAUUCUCCUAUAUCAUCACCGACACACAUUCAACAAGAUUCAGGUCCUACUACAUCAGAAAGUAGGACCAUGAAUUCAUCAAAGAAAAGAGCAAGAUCAAGUACGAAUGACGAGGAGUAUCGAACACUAUUGCAUGACAUAGCCGAUAGUUUUCGAACAAUGAUAAACACAUCUACAACACAAACAAGGAACAAAUGUGCAGUUAUAUUGCGUGAAAUGCUCAACUUGGGAGAGAUUGAUAAGAACAUGCACUUAAGAGCCCUGAUGCUAAUGGAGCAAGGAAAAAAGCCACACAUCUUCCUCAACCUUCAGCCUGAUAAACGGGUGCCUUGGUUGCUGUUUAAUCUCAAUCAUCAAUAUUCUAUGCUACCCAGUGCAACAGUCAUGUCGUCAGAUGAAGAAAGAGAACAUGCUAUGGUGAAAGUGAUGUUUGCCUUGGUCAUCAUAUUUUUUGGGUUCCUUAAUCGGCGUAGGCGAAUUGUUCACCCUUAUAGAAAUGUUGGUAGUCAAUUUAUUGAAAAUAUCAUCAACGGCCAUCCAAAGAAUUGUUUGGACUUACUGCGCAUGGAUCGCAGCUCGUUUAUUACACUAUGUAAUAUCUUGAAAGAGAAAAAUUUAGUAGAAGAUGCUCGGGAAAUCAGCAUUAAAGAACAAGUUGCUAUCUUUCUACUUACUGUUGGCCAUAAUGAGCGCAAUCGUGCAUGCCGAAACACGUUUCAACACUCAAGUCAAACAAUUAGCAAGUACAUCAACCUCAUUCUACGAGCACUAUGUCAAUUGGGUAAGGAAUACAUCAGCCGACCGAACGAUGACACUCCAUCCAAAAUCCGCUUCAAUCCUCGUUUCUAUCCAUAUUUUAAGGAUUGUUUAGGAGCUAUAGAUGGCAUUCACAUACCAGUCUGGGUACGUACAUCAGAAGAAUCGAGGUUUCGUAAUAGAAAUGGAACUCUUUCACAAAAUGUCUUUGCUGUAGUUGGAUUCGACAUGCGAUUCCACUAUGUUUUGGCGGGUUGGGAAGGCAACGCAACAAAUUCAAGAGUAUUAUACAGUGCACUAGACACUGAGAUCGAUCCUUUUGUCAUACCUACAGGGAAAUACUAUCUUGGUGAUGGAGAAUAUCCAAACAUACAUGGUUUACUAACUCCAUAUCGAGGUCAUCGAUACCAUCUCUCUGAAUUUAAUGCAUCGGGGGCACGACGUGUUACAUCUGCAGAGGAACUGUUUAAUCAUCGUCAUUCAUCAUUAAGAACAACUGUUGAACGAGCUUUUGGUUUAUUAAAAGGACGAUUCCCUAUACUAAAAGCACAAGUGUCAUUUCCUUAUCGUAAACAAGUUGGGAUUGUGUUAGCCACGUGUGUUCUACACAAUUUCAUUAUAGAUCAUAAUCCUCAUGCAGAACAGUUUGAUGUUGACGAAGGUGCAUCUGACGAUGCAAAUGAGAGUACAUCGUUUGUAACCGAACUUGAAAGUGCGACACAAAGUAUUCAUCGAGGAUCCAAUAAUGACCUGCGCACUUCAAUAACAUCUCAAAUGUUCAUGGAUUUUCAAACUCGUAGGUAAUCGAAGAUGAAGCCCCGACAUAAGUAUUAUGUCGUGUUCGAGGGUCGUUCACCUACAUGAAGAAAUACGAUCACCAAAUUUUUGAUGACAUGUGUCAACACACUUGAAGAAAAUGAAGAUUCUUUGAAGGUUGACAUUCAUUUACAUGUUUCAAAUCGAUUCAUGUGGUGGUCAUUGUGAUUUUGUUGAGCUUGUUUCCGUUAUGGUGGAUGUGUACAUGACGCACUAUAUGUAUAUGCUUCUAUGCAUACUCUACCUUCACACUUGGCUAUGUAUUUAACGGUGAUGCUUUUGUCAACACUUAUGUAAAUUAUCUAUCACUGAUGAGAAUAUGUAUGUGAUUUAUCUA